Messenger RNA from Pectinophora gossypiella (pink bollworm), 4566 nucleotides. RefSeq names its product twinfilin (gene twf). Gene Ontology annotation, cellular component: cytoplasm; actin filament; myofibril. Gene Ontology annotation, molecular function: actin filament binding; actin monomer binding. NCBI's taxonomy places the organism in Eukaryota, Metazoa, Arthropoda, Insecta, Lepidoptera, Gelechiidae. The coding region runs from base 411 to 1487 and encodes 358 amino acids. Gene Ontology annotation, biological process: positive regulation of neuron projection development; barbed-end actin filament capping; regulation of lamellipodium assembly. The transcript has 9 exons. The record is from RefSeq and is a predicted model, not a curated record.
AUUACGUAAUUCGGUCUUUGGUGUAACACAUAAAGCAGCUCUAGCUACAUCUUAGUAGCUACACACAGAGCUCAGAAUCAGGUUGUACUGGAUUUAUGUGGGCCACACAUAUAAUGUGCCCGGCCGGCACUCUAAUGGCUUCCAUUACGUCCUCCGCCACCUGUGCUAAUGGGUCAGAAAUAUUUAAUUGAUGACCCCAGUAUACAGAUUUCACUAUUUCCAUUUUUCUUUCACGUCUGUGCAGACGCGCUCAGCGUUACAAUUUUAUGUUGAUUACGAAUUUGCAUAAAUCCGAUAUGAGAUAUUGCAUGCAUAAAUGCAUUGCGCUUUGUGUAUUUUUGGCUUGGUUUUUGUGAUAUUUUAGUUGGAAUAAACAUUCCUUAAUGAAAGUUUGAUUUUAUUACGCUGUAAUGUAUUGUUGGAAGACUGGGUUGGUUUGGCCUUGUACGCUUCUUGGAGAUAGCACUGAGAAAGCAGUACCUAAUGCAGAACUGAAGAAGUAUUUCAGCAAAUGUAGGGAUGGAAAAAUUCGUGUACUAAAAGUUAGCAUUGAGGAAGAGCAGCUAACUAUGGCAAAACACUAUCCAACAAAAGGAUCAUGGGAGCAGGACUUUGACAAAUAUGUGCCAUCAUUAAUUGUUGAUGAUCUGCCAUGUUACAUCUUAUAUAGAUUUGACUCGAAGAACUCCCUCGGUCAUGAAUGGCUUCUUCUAAGCUGGUCUCCGGACAAUGCACCAGUCAGGCAGAAAAUGUUGUACGCUUCAACAAAGGCUACCCUUAAACAGGAGUUUGGUUCUGCUCACAUCAAAGACGAAAUGCAUGCUACAGUCAAGGAUGAAGUAAGCCUGAAGGGAUACAAGGCUCAUUUAAGCGGUAUAAGCGCGCCUGCGCCGCUCACCAAUCGCGAGGAAGCGUUGAAAGAGUUACAACACAGCGAGGUUAACACCAACUACAGCACUGAUUCCAGGCAAUCGACAAUGGGUGGAGUGGCGUUCCCGAUCACAGAAGCUGCCAAACAAGGAAUACUAGAUUUACAACGAAACUCGUAUAAUUAUCUUCAAUUCAAAAUAGACCUAGAAGAAGAGAAGAUUCACCUGUCGAAAGCAGCGAACAUCUCCCUAGUGGAAUUGCCCCAACAAGUGCCUAGCGACCAAGCGCGGUACCACCUUUAUGUCUUCAAACACACGCACGAAGGAGACCACAUGGAAAGUAUAGUGUUCAUCUACUCAAUGCCGGGCUACAACUGUAGUAUAAAAGAGAGGAUGAUGUACUCGAGCUGUAAGGGACAGUUCCUCGAGAUCAUUGAGAAGAUGGGCCUGGAAAUUGCCAAGAGAUUAGAAAUUGACGACGGCAAAGAACUGACGGAAGAGUUCCUAUACGACGAGAUUCACCCGAAAAGAAAUCUCCACCGGCCAGCAUUCGCAAAACCUAAAGGCCCUCCCAACAGAGGGGCAAAACGGAUCACCAAGUCGCAAGCUGCUCAGUAAUAUAGUAUCGUUUUUUUCAAUAUUAUACUCCGCUUAAUAAAACCUGGAUUGAUUUGACAGGUGUCAGAACAAUACUUUUCAGAUAUCUCCGUUUCCUACUGGGCUAUACAGUAUACGCUACGGAGGAAGUCCCGCGGAUUUUAACGGAACUAACUGACACGUCAUAAUAAUUCUAUGCAGAUACUGCGACACUAGCGCUGUGGCCUUGGGACUUCUUUCAUUGGCGCGGAUUCCAAAUUGAUCAACCUAUAUUUAGCGGAGUAUAAAUAAGGUUACCUACAUUUCUUGAAAAUGGUCGGUUUAGUUCUGUUGUAUAAGAGAAAAUGUGCAAACUACUACAAAACUUCAAUAUCAGACACUGUUUUAAAUAACCAGUUAGUAAAAAAGGUCAUGUUGUAAAGUUACAAGACAGCCUGAUUGGGCUUAAAUGGCAACACCAUUUUGAAUUAUCCAAUCAGUAACGGUAGCUUUUUCCCCGCAUAUCGCGCGUGUUCUGAUAAAACAGGCAAUAGAAUUGAUUUAUCGUGUAGAGUUGGUUCAUAGGAGUAUAUCGACACGCGCGCGAUAUGCGAGUAGCACGCUACGGCUACAUUAAGCUAUAUAUACUAUAAUAAUAUUUAGCUUUGACUGUCCAUUACUAUAAUUAGCUUUUAUAUUUGUCUGUAAUGAAAUUGCAUAUUUAUUGUUAAUAAUUUAAGGGUUCUACGUACAACAUAGGCCCUAAAAACAUCCCUUUUUGUUUAGAUUAAAUAAGACUUAAAUGGCUUGUUUUAAGACUUCGGAAAAUCGGAGAUGAAACCCACACCUAAAAUAGGCUAGUGGGAAGAAUAAUAAUACUUACGGUCAGACAAAUUGAAAACCUUUUUAGAGGGUGCUACUAUCGAAUUUAAAGACCUUUAUUGUUACCAUCAGCAAAUUAAUUUUGUAAGUAAAUUAAAGGGUAAAAAAUGCACAGGCAUAGCUGGUUUCUGUCGCUAGAUCUAGAUAAAUGAGAAAUAGACGAUAAAUUUAGGCUGCUCAAUAAUUCGUCCAAUAGAUAGCUCCGUUAUGAGUAUAGGAUAUUGCCUAUGGGUUUCAUCUCCUAUUAAACUAACAUGUUUAAUUAUUUCUAAGUUAUAUAUCAUAUUAAUUUAUACACGUUUUGAAGUUAAAACUUCAGUUGUACAAAAAACAAAAUUGGAUUAUAUUUAUAGAUUUAAAAAAUAUUGAAAAUGUAUUUUUCAGUAAUGACAUUCUAUGCAGUGUCACGAAUUUUGUCGAAUAGACUUGUAAUGCAAUUUAAAAAAAAAUCUACAUCUGGCUGCUCCGCGUCGCAUUUUCCUGUGCGUCUAUCCUUUUAUGUCACUCAGGACCAUCAUUUGCUAGAGCGAGACAGCGAUCGCACUUGGCAGAAUCGACGAGGCGAUAACAUACGUACACACAUAUACCUACCUUACCUUACUGUGAGUAAUCUGUACUGUGAGAAAACAAAAUGCGAUCGCGCGCGUUUUCAUGCAAUAGUGUGCUGCCAGAUGUGAUUCGACUAGGGCAAAGUCGAAACCCAAGUUCCGAUACUGAGUGAUUCUAUAUCAGAAUUAAUUAUUUUCAAUUUAAAUUUUCAAUAACAUUGUGACCGCGCCCGUAUUAAUACGGCUAUUAAUUUAAGUAAGUAUGUACAGUUCUCAGAAUGUUAAGAAACGGAAUCGCACGAUUUCGAUAUUGAGAUCUAAUAUCAGAAAUCAAUCAGUAUCGGAAUUGAAAACCUUCCUAUAUUACAUGCCCUAGAUUCGACCCUUAGGCGCCGUUCUGACAAAUAUGCCAGUGGCGGCCCUAGGCGGUGCGAACGGUGCGACCGCACCGUGCGCCGAGAUAGGGGGGACGGGACGGGGGGGCGAAGGCGGGCAUAAUCAACAAGACUGGCCAGCAGCCCCGUACCUAGAGGGGAGCGACUGAGUUUUGUAUUUUAAGGGGCUGAGGGACGCCACUUUUGAGGUGUCGCACCACCUAAAUAUUUUGCUAGGGUCACCCUUGUAUGUACAGUCAUAAGCAAUAUAAUGUACCCACAUUAGGACUCUGUCGCACUAACAUAUUUGACAUUUAGUGAGACUUACAGUUCAAUGUGUCAAAAAAGUUAAUGUGACAUUGUACCUAAGUGUAUUAAUGCUCGUGACCGUAGCUGUACUCACUAGGACAAUUUUAACUUCAGAAAACGCUAGGAUUUGAUAAAUUAGUACAAUAAUUAUCAAUGCUAAUUUAUUGUUUUUAUAAUUAUCACUGAGAUAAUUAUCUGUGCUUACUCGGUGCAUAUUCGUUUUGUAAUGAAACCAGUAUUAAUCACUUUAUUACUCUAUAAAUGAUUACGAGGUCCAGAAUGGAUAACAUGCUACUGAGUUAAGAUAUACAAAUUAAUGUAGCAUGACGCCUGUAUCCCAAAGGGGUAGGAUAGGCAGAGGUGAAUUAACACCCACACCUCGCCAGCUAUAUUUAAGUUAAUAGGAGAUUAACGGGGCAGAAAUCCUACUAACCACGUGAUAUCAAUUAUCUAUAUCUAGAAGUUUUCAAACACGUGACUAAGUAUUAUAAGAGUUACGGAUUUUUACAAAAUAUACUAAAGAUACAUCAACAAAAUGUAUUGUAAUAAAAACAGGAUAUGCUUAAAAGGAAAUUAUUCUCAGCAUUGAUUAUUCUUCUGUUACAUUUAUAUAAACCUCGUUUGACUAACGCCUGCAGUUAGUUGAUUGAAGAUAAAUUACAUUUUGUUCAUCUCGAUGGUUAAACUACCAUAUUCAGUGCAAUAUAAAUAACGUGUGAAACGAAUAUUGUUAAGUUUUAAUGGCUGUAAUAUGUAAUGUAUUUGGAAUAAUUGCUUAUUUAUGAAUAUCUAAUAGGUAAUGAAAUCUUGCCACUUUUUUGACAGAAAUAUGGAUUACUAAACCUAAAAUGAAAUCGUUCAGUCGUUAAUGUAUAUUUGUAAUCUACCAGGCGUAAUGCACAAAAUAUUGGAAACGUUUGUACAUAUUUUUACUCUAUUUUUGUAUGUAGACUGUAAUCAUAGCAUUAUGUUAACCAUGUCAAGUCAAUAAAUUGCUUUUGAUAUUUA